This is a messenger RNA of Capsicum annuum, 2880 nucleotides long. RefSeq names its product disease resistance protein RUN1-like. Gene Ontology annotation, biological process: defense response; signal transduction. The transcript has 7 exons. The record is from RefSeq and is a predicted model, not a curated record. Gene Ontology annotation, molecular function: ADP binding. Bases 1 to 2880 code for a protein of 959 amino acids. Lineage: Eukaryota; Viridiplantae; Streptophyta; Magnoliopsida; Solanales; Solanaceae.
AUGGAUACUCUAUUUUUACAAGGAGAAUCAUCUAGUGCUUCUUUACACUUUUCUUAUGAUGUCUUUCUGAGUUUUAGAGGUGAAGAUACUCGAAAAACCUUCACCGGUCAUCUUUAUUCCAGAUUGUGUCAAGUCGGAAUUAAUACCUUCAUAGACGAUGAGGAAUUGAGAAAGGGCGAGGUGAUUUCAAUGGAACUUGAGAAGGCCAUUGAAGUUUCUAGAGUAUCCAUUGUUGUUUUCUCGAAAAACUAUGCAUCGUCUAGUUGGUGUCUUGAUGAACUUGUCAAAAUUCUCGAAUGCAGACACAAGUUAAAGCAGUUAGUUUUGCCUGUUUUCUAUGACGUUCACCCUUCUCAAGUGCGCAAGCAAACUGGAUGCUUCGGCGAAGCAUUGGUCGCGCUGAAGGAACGAUCAUUUGGAGUUCAGAGAAUGGACAAAUGGACAGAUGCACUUACUGAAGCUGCAAAUUUAUCUGGAUGGGAUUUGCAAAAUGUUGCUGACGGGCAUGAAUCAAAAUUUAUUGAAAGUAUUGUAAAACAAGUCUUACAAGAGGUCAACCAGACACCUCUAGAUGUUGCUUGGCACCCUGUUGGACUAGAUUCUCGUGUCGAAGAUAUAGAGUUGUUACUUCAAAGUGUAUCUGUAGAUAUAGAAGUUUGCAUGGUUGGUAUAUAUGGCGUUGGCGGAAUAGGGAAAACAACUCUGGCAAAAGCUAUCUACAAUCAAAUAUUUCGACAGUUUGAUAGUUGUUGCUUCCUUUCAGACGUUAGAUCUGAAGCUGAAGCGUUCGGUCUAGUCAAGUUACAAGAAAAACUACUAAAUCAAAUUCUCAAAACUAAGGACGUCAAAGUUAGCAGUGUUGCUGAAGGCAUCAAUCUAAUCAAAGCAAGACUUGGGUCGAAGAAGGUUCUGAUUAUUCUUGAUGACGUGGAUCAUAUGAGACAAUUAGAAUCCUUAACAAGAGAGAGAAGUUGGUUUGGCUUUGGCAGUUUAAUAGUUAUUACAACCCGAGACAAGCAUUUGCUAUGUCAGCUUAGAGAAACUGAGAGAUAUAAGGCCAAACUUUUAAAUUACGAUGAAGCUCAACAACUUUUUUACUGUCAUGCUUUUAACACUCUUUCCCCACCAAAAGAAUAUGUUGAUCUGUCACAAGAAGUAAUCAAAUAUUCAGGUGGUCUACCAUUAGCUCUUGUGACAUUGGGGUCACAUUUGCAAGGGAGAUCCGUAGAAGAAUGGAGAUACGAGUUCAAAAAACUAAGAGCAAGUCCUCAUUGUGAUAUUCAAAGGAUUCUAAAGAUAAGCUUCGAUGGACUUGAUUGUGAUACUCAGAGUGUUUUCCUUGAUAUCGCAUGCGCCUUCCAUGGAUUUUUCGAGGAUGAAGUUACCAAAACAUUAAAUGCAUGUGGUUUUCAUUCUGAAAGUGCAAUUUCAACGUUAGUCCAAAGGAACUUGCUCCAAAGGGAUUGGCGUUAUCUUGUGAUGCAUGAUCUAGUGAGGGAUAUGGGAAGAGAAAUCGUUCGCAUGGAAUCACCUCGAGACUUUGGAAAACGGAGUAGAUUGUUCAAACCUCAAGAAGUCCGCGAUGUUCUACAAGGAAAUAAAUUCGUCUUGCUCAAUGAAAUUAGGCAUGAGAUACACUUUUUCUUUUUACUGAAACUACAGGGUACCGAAAAGGUAGAAGUACUGAUGGUAGACCCGGGGGCAUUAAAGGACGCGAACCUGAGCACCAAGACAUUUAAGAAAAUGAAAAAUCUGAGGGUGCUUAAAAUCGAUGAAUUACAUAUUAAUGGAGAUUUCGAGCUUCUGUCGAAGGAGCUCAGAUGGUUGUCUUGGCAAAAAUGUCCUUUAAAAUGCAUACCAUCACAUUUUCCAGCGGAGAAACUUGUAAUUCUAAAAAUGCAAGGGAGUAAUAUCCAAGAAUUUGGUGUGAAUUUGCAGUGUUUUAAAAGUUUGAAGAAGCUGGAUCUCUCUGAUAGCAAGCGCCUCCUUACGAAUCUUCCAAGCAGCAUAUGCCAUCUCAAAUCCCUUCGAUCCGUAGGCAUUCGUUGGUGUUCAUCAUUACAAACAUUGCCAGUUGACGUUGGAAAAAUGCAAGAUCUUACAUCUCUUCUUGCAAGUAAUACAGGUAUGGUACAUUUGCCUGAAUCAGUAGAAAUGCUAAGAGGUCUCGUAACUUUGGAAUUGGGAAGUCGAAAUGUAGAGGCCAAAAGGAGUACCAUUUCUCGAAAAAGAGUUCAUCGCGUGGAAUCAUUGUCAACUUCUAUUUCGUCUUUAAUCCUUACAUAUUGUGGUUUCUCCGAGGGUGAUAUUCCUAGGGAUAUCGGAAGUUUGUCCUCCUUGAUAUAUCUAAAUUUGAGUGGCAACAGUUUCCGCUGUCUACCUUUUGAUUUUUCUAAGUUACGAUUGAUUGAAUAUUUGUGUUUGAAUGACUGCGAGAAUCUUCAAACACUUCCAUCAGUAUCAAAUUUAGAAAGAUUUUGGACUUUUGAAAUCGCAAAUUGCAAGAAGUUGGUUGACGUUACAGGGAUGGACAACCUCCCUUCUAUCGAGCGGAUCAACAUGGUUAAUUGUACUUCUCUACGGAAUCCAUUCGACGAAGGCUUCUUUAGUGCACCUACUCUACCAUUUCAAUGUAGAAAACAUCCAAAUCCGGGGUUGGAAAUUUAUCUCCAAAGCAAUGAGAUCCCGGAUUUCUGCAGCAAUCAAGCAGAACGCCUUCAAGAUGUUACCAUUGGCGUUAUGAUUAUGAAAGACAUGCUAGACGCGCAGAAAUAUCAUGUGUACUUUACAGAUCUUACUUGCAAGAACCUUUUUAUGGACAGAUUAUGGAAGGGGGAGAAGAGAUACAAAUCGCCGAGUUUGGUGAAGAAUGUACAAUAA